AUGGCGGACAAUGUCAUGAGCACUGGCCUGUCCUACUUUGGAUGGGCCUUCCUGCCUGCGCAAGCGACGAGGAUACUGCAGAGCCUCUACUAUCGCACAACCAUCACUGCCGGUAGACGCCACCCCCAGCCAGGCGAGCCGCUCUAUGCAUACCAUCAGCGCCGAAUCCGAAUCAUUGUUCUCUGCCUCUACCUGGUCUACACUGUUGCGCAAGCACUGUACGAUAUCGAGCUUGCCGGCGAUUUCUAUACUGCCUUGGGGGUGUCGCCAGAUAGUUCAGAACGGGAGGUCAAGGCGAAGUUCAGGAAGCUUGCCGCAAGAUUUCAUCCGGACAAAGUGCGAGAGUCCGAGGUUGCUGAAGAUGUAUUCCUGCAUCUCAAGCUAGCACAAGAUACGAUCCUUGAUCCUGCGAAGAAGUUCGCUUACGAUCGUUUCGGGCCUGCGGUCGUGCGGGUUCAAACGCCCGGGCUGAAGACAACCACAGACUACGUCUAUCUGGGCUUGAAGACGAAGCUGCCGCAAUAUAUUGGCAAUGCCGCGAUGCUCAUCGUGCUGAACUACGUAUGGUUAAGUCGAUGGGGUCAGUUCUGGCGAUACUUUGCUGUUGCGGUUAUGGCUUUCCUGGAGCUGUACUUCCUUACUCACACCUGGAAUCCGCCGUCGACCGUUGUCGGGCUCGGCACGUUGGCCCAUGCGGCGCUUCCUCAGUUGCUCCCACCACAUCUCUUACCGUUCCAGAUUCUUUCUGUGGCUAGGCGUCUGUCUAUGUCGCUAAACAUAUUUAUUUCCCAGCUAGCACCACCUUCAGAAAAGAGCAAGGCGAACCCGAACCAGCACAUCCUACAGCAACUCGAGCAUCUUUCACAAGCGUCUGCAAGGGUCGAUGGGGAGGCUAGCAACAUGUUGGCGCUUCAGAUGGCACCGUUCAAAGGCAGCGCAGAGGAUACGCGAACUCUUCGUGACGGUAUGAAGGAGAGCUUGGUCAUGACCGCCGUAAGAUCAAACCCCGACGUUCUACAGGCCGUGCAGGAGACUGUUGCAAGACGCAACAGAGAAAACGAACAGCAAAGGACCUUUACUGCGGAGGAUUCUUGA
Cyphellophora europaea CBS 101466 is the source of this 1095-nucleotide messenger RNA. RefSeq lists its product as uncharacterized. Gene Ontology annotation, cellular component: endoplasmic reticulum. The coding region runs from base 1 to 1095 and encodes 364 amino acids. Gene Ontology annotation, molecular function: protein-folding chaperone binding; misfolded protein binding. The record is from RefSeq and is a predicted model, not a curated record. The transcript is spliced from 2 exons. Lineage: Eukaryota; Fungi; Ascomycota; Eurotiomycetes; Chaetothyriales; Cyphellophoraceae.